Molecule: messenger RNA, 1938 nt
Organism: Elaeis guineensis (African oil palm)
Lineage: Eukaryota; Viridiplantae; Streptophyta; Magnoliopsida; Arecales; Arecaceae
Product: SKP1-interacting partner 15
Molecular function (GO): protein binding
Source: RefSeq, a predicted model, not a curated record
GUGCCCCAACCUACCAGAUAAAAUGCUGCCACCCACGGUCCAGAUUAAAUAGAUCAGAAUGGCAAUUGCGAAAAUAUAGCUUCAGUCUCUACUGCCCCUGCAACCCCCUCACCAGCCACUUUUCUUACCUUUCUUCCCCCCAUCGGUACCGCCCACCAGAAGAAGAAUCAAAGGGGACUCGAAGACUUUUCCGACCAUGCCCCCGGCUCAUGCGCCUCGCGUGUAUGACUUCUUGCCGCCGCCGCCGGCGGAGGCGGCUGAGCAGGAAGAGGAGGAGUCGGGUUCUCCGCCGACGAGCCCCCCCAUCCUGCUCCUCCCGCCGGACGCCCUCCACAACGUCCUCAGCCGCCUCCCCCUCCGCCAGGCCCUCGCUUGCCGCUCCGUCUGCCGCCUCUUCCGCGAUGCCCUCUCCUCCCCGUCCUUCCUCGCCGCCCUCCCCCCGCUCCGCCUCCUCGCCCUUCGCCACCCCCGUGCCGCCGCUCCUGCCCCCUCCCUCCACGCCUUCGACACCGCCCUCGGUCAUUGGCUCCGCCUCCCCCUCUCCUUCCUCCCCUUCCCCUCCACUUCCCCCGUCACCGCUUCCCCCUCCCUUCUCUACCUCUGGGCCGACACUUCCGCCGCCCCGUCCGCCGCCGGCGACCUUAAGAACCCCAAGUCCCUCGUCCUCUGUAACCCGCUCGCCCGCUUGUACCGCCUCCUCCCCCCACUCGGCUCCGCCUGGUCCCGCCACGGCACCGUCCUCGCCGGCCCCGGCGGCGCUGCCCUCGUCCUCACAGAGCUCGCCGCCAUCGCCUACGACCCCGGCGCUGAUCGAUGGCUCAAGUUCUCCCUCAACCUCCCUUCCAAGCCCCGGAGCCCGAUCCUGAUGGGAGGCGUCGUCUACACCCUCUGCGAUGUCGGCACGCCGUGGCGCAGCCAGUGGAAGCUCUUCUCCUGCGGGCUUCCCGAUCUCGGCGGGCCCCGCGGGUGGGCCCCGAUCGAGCGGCACGAGUGGGGGGACGUCUUCGACAUCCUAAAGCGGCCCCGGCUGCUCCCUGGGGCGGGCGGCGGCCGGAUCCUGAUGAUCGGGGGGCUGCGGUCGUCGUUCGCGAUCGACGCGCCGUGCUCGACGGUCCUGAUCUUGAGGUUGGAUCUGGAGACGCUGGAGUGGGACGAGGCCGGGAGGAUGCCGCCGGAGAUGUAUCGGUGCUUCGGCGGCUUGGUGCCGGGAGCGGUAACUGCGGCGGCGGCGGCGGCGGCUGCAGGGGGGAAUAACAAGGUGAAGGUGUUCGGAGGGGACGGGAGGGUUUGGUUCUCGGGGAAGAGGGUGAGGGGAAAGCUGGCGAUGUGGGAGGAGGAGGCGAUUGGGAAGAAUCGCGGCGGUGUGUGGAGGUGGGUGGACGGUUUGCCGGGUUACAAUGAAGGGGUGUACAGAGGGUUUGUGUUCGAUGCCGGAUUCACUGCCAUGCCCUGAAGUCAUCGUCAAACCAAUUGGUCUCAUCCUUUGUCCCUAAGUUCCGACUCCUUGGGAGCCCCUCAAGCCAUGCUGCUUAUUUGUAUCAAAACAAAGAUGAGGGAGUGGGAAAAUGCACAUGGAAGAUCUGAGAUGGACAAAGCAGCAAUUACAUCACGAGUCAUUGCAAGUGGCAAUAUGACAGUUCUUUUGCCUUAUAGCUUUUGUUCCCAUGAACCUGAUUGAAGUUCUGCAUGAUAAUUUCUUGAGACUGAUGAGAGUGGAGAUACACAGUUAUAUCACUCAGGUUAAUAUUGAGACUUGAGAGUUGAGACUAUGAUAAAUCUGUAUUUAUGCUGUUUUCUUUAAUAGAUCAUUAAACACAAAGUUGCAUAGAUCUUUGGAAAAGGACUGAUUGCCAAGCAACUAGUUAAAUCAUUUGGUUGGUGAAACCCGUUCCAAUUGCCAGAAAAAUAAACGACAGGUGACGUAAGUUUGCAUGCAAA